Molecule: messenger RNA, 5146 nt
Organism: Solea solea (common sole)
Lineage: Eukaryota; Metazoa; Chordata; Actinopteri; Pleuronectiformes; Soleidae
Product: ectonucleoside triphosphate diphosphohydrolase 7-like
Exons: 14
Coding region: 280-2097 (605 amino acids)
Biological process (GO): nucleoside diphosphate catabolic process
Cellular component (GO): membrane
Molecular function (GO): nucleoside diphosphate phosphatase activity
Source: RefSeq, a predicted model, not a curated record
UAAUCGAAGCGCCGACCGGAAAAUGUCGGGUUUCAUGCUGUCGUUCACUUCCUUUACUUCAGCUUGAUUGUCUUCGUAAAGUACAGGACGACUAGAAAACAUCUCUGUGCGUCUUUACUGUCCAGGAAAAACGAAAAUGUGGCUGAGGGAGUUGACAGUUAUGGCGGCGGAGAGGCGUCAGUAGGUAAAAGAAACUGCAUCUCAACAGGACCCUGAUCAGAGUGCAGACGCCAUGAGGUGACGACUGUUGCGGCUUGUAUUUUUUUCUGACGUGGACUUAUGGCAAGGAUCUCUUUGUCCUAUCUGCCAGCCUCAUGGUACUGCAGUGUGUCCCUGCUAUCUCUGGGGUGUGCUCCCAGACAGAGGCUCCUACUGCUGCUGCUGCUCCUCCUUAUCUCCACCCUCGUCAUCCUGGGGACCCACCAGCGCCUACUGUGGGGCCCCCAGCGAUGGCCUGGGGCCCAAUUCAACAAGUACCUCUCCAUUGCAGAGACAAUGGAGGCCACUGACGUCCUCAACCCAGCUCUGAAUUAUGGGAUCGUGGUGGACUGCGGCAGCAGCGGCUCUAGAGUCUUUGUGUACUACUGGCCCCCACACAAUGGGAACCCCCACACCCUGCUGGACAUCCGACAGAUGAGGGACCAUGACCACAAGCCUGUCGUCAAGAAGAUCAAACCUGGUAUCUCCACUUUGGCAAAGACACCGACAAAGAGCAGCGACUACCUCCAACCCCUCCUCAGCUUUGCUGCUGCUCAUGUCCCGAAGAACAAACACAAGGAAACGCCGCUUUACAUCCUGUGCACUGCUGGCAUGAGGCUGCUGCCAGAGAGCCAACAGUUGGCCAUUUUGGAAGACCUGGUCAGUGAUGUUCCUUUGGAGUUUGAUUUUCUCUUUUCCGUUUCACAUGCUGAGGUCAUUUCUGGGAAACAGGAGGGUGUGUAUGCGUGGAUUGGCAUUAACUUUGUGUUGGGCCGUUUUGAUCACGCUGAUGAGGAGGAAGCCACUGUCGAGGUGACCACUGGGUCCCAGAACCAGCAGUCAAUCAGCAGGAGGCGCACAGUGGGAAUCAUGGACAUGGGUGGCGCUUCUCUGCAGAUUGCGUAUGAGGUGCCAAGUGCCAUCACAUUCCACUCACCACAAGAGGAGGAAGCGGGGAAGAGUCUUCUUGCAGAGUUCAAUCUGGGCUGCGACGUUGAGCACACACAACACGUGUACCGCGUCUACGUCACAACGUUCCUCGGCUUUGGAGGAAACAUGGCGAGGCAGCGGUACGAGGACCAGCUGGUCAAUGUGACGCUCGCCAAGAACAGGGCUCUAACCCUGCAGUCGGGACUGAGCGAGGACAAACCGUAUCUGGAUCCUUGUCUGCCGGUCGGCCUUUCAGACACUGUUGUCAGGGACAACCAGACUGUUUACCUGAGGGGUCAGGGCGACUGGGAGCAAUGUCAGCAGGCUGUACAGCCUUUCCUGGGACUCCACAACGGAACCAUGUCCCCAGGGGGUGUAUAUCAGGCGCCCAUCAACUUCAGCAACAGUGAGUUCUACGGCUUUUCUGAGUUUUAUUACUGUAUGGAGGACGUGCUGAGGAUGGGAGGACAGUACAACAGUGCUAAAUAUUCCCGUGCUGCUAAGGACUACUGCUCCACAAAGUGGUCAAUGCUGAAGCAGCGUCUGGACAACCAACUUUUCGCUCAGCAGGCUGACGUCAGCAGACUCAAACAUCAGUGCUUCAAAUCUGCCUGGAUGUACGAGGUGUUGCACCGCGGUUUCCGUUUCCCCUCUGACUACCCGAGUCUGAAGACAGCCCAGCUGGUUUAUGACAAGGAGGUGCAGUGGACUCUGGGAGCCAUCCUGUAUAAAACCCGCUUCAUGCCUCUCAGGGAUCUGCAGCAGGAAACACUGCGGCAGAGCCACCCGAACUGGCUGCACUCGUCCUUUGUCUACAACCACCACCUGUUCUCACUCUGCAUCCUGGUAGUGGUCCUCGCCAUCCUGCUCUACAUCCUGCGCCUGCAGAGGAUCCAUAAGCGGGAGCAGCGGCAGGCUGAGGCCCUCAACCUCUUGUGGGCUGAGGAGGGAGAGGCCCUCCUCCCCUGAGAUAGACACCUGUGAAUGGUUCUUUUUACCCACCAACAACAUCAAAGAUCACUCUUUAAUGUUGCAGGGCGAUUCUGCAACGGUUUAAUGAGCCUGGAAAUCAAACUCCUCUUUUUAUUCUUUAAUCAUGCAGCUUGAAGUUCAGCGCUCAUCUCAGGGUUUCUCUGGCUUUCACUUUCUUCUCUUCAUGACAAUUUGGGCUAAAAAGAAUCACCUCUUCAUUGCACGAUCAAACACAAACCAUUUCUGCUACAGAGGACAGAGAAACUGAGUUCAGCGUCUUUACUGCUUCCGGUAAUAAUCAGUGACGAGGAGAUGCAAACUAAGUCAGGUCUAGUCUCAGCUCUACUGUGACAAACACUUGUUUCAGAAAGGUGCAUGUUAUGGUGGUGGCUGCUUGAAUGUGCUGCUCAAUAACAUGACCAAUCACAUUCAUACUCACAACCCAACUAUUUUCUCAUCAAUGUCGACCCAAAUGAACAACAUUAAUCUGUGAUUCCAGUUCAGACAUUGUAGGCCUCAUCUGCUGCCUGCUAGCAUGCUAAAUGUUAGCCUCUGUCAGAGCUGAAACAAUUACUCGAUUAAUCGAUUACUAAAUUAAUCGUCAACUAUUUUGAUAAUUGAUUAAUAGGUUUUGAUGCUUUUUUCAUUAUUAAAAGAAGAUUUCUGAUUGUUUUAGCUUCUUUAAUGUGAAUGUUUUCUUAAUUUCUUUGCUCAUAUAAGAGCAUCAUCAUUUCCAGGUUUGACAAACACCAAACAAUUACUCGAUUAAUCGAGAAAAUAAUCAACAGAUUUAUCGGUUACGAAAAUAAUGGUUAGUUGCAGCUCUCCCUCUGUGGCUUCAACGUGGUGAUGGUUACAGUAACACUGGCAUCCGUGUUGUUGCCGAGCAGCAGUUUUCUCAUGAUUGACACCCAUAACUGUGAGCUCAUGAGUUUCCUCUGAGGGCAGCAUGACUGAGAGCUAUGUACAUGUUUACAUGGAGCGACACAUGCCAAGGAUAUACAUGACGAGAUGAUCUUAUGAAAUAAGAACUUUACUGUCACAUGUUUGACAUUCAGAUAGUAAAAAUGUAAAAACACCAUUGUUCAGCGAAAAAGACAUUAAAAUAUCCUGAACUACAAUAUAUUGACUUUACCAUCUGCCAAAUAAUGAGCUUCAUGGACUGACAUGAGGGAGGAUUCUUCUCAUAAACACAUUUGAAGGCAUGAGUGCUAGCUUUACACAAUGUCAAAUGUUAGUAUGAUGUCAUUAAACCUGGAGCUAACAGGACACUUAGCAUGUUACCACAUUAAUUAUUGAUUAGUGUAAACGUCACAUUUAGCUGGAAAAACUAUCCAUUAAUUUUCUCUCGCUUUAUCCUCGACGUGGGGGUCAUGGGGGUGCUUGGCGAAAAAACCACAGACUCUGCUUUUAUUUUCCUUGUCUCUCUUCAUUGUCAGUGUUUGUGUGUGACGUCUCAUCACUGCUGCUCUGUGCUGCAAACAAAGGAAAAAACAUAGAUGAAGCUGGUGCUGAUUUUUCUUUGAACCACCACCAGCUUCCACAGCCACACACUGAUCUUCAGCGUGAGUGAGUGUGAGUGUGCGUCCGCCAUCGGCAGAUAGUGUUUCUUCUGAGCAUCUGUGCAUCUCCGACGGGAUGACGUCCUCCUGCAGAGCAAUGAUGUCAGCUGUGGAGCUCUAGCCUCAGGUUGGGCUUUGAUACUUGAAUAAUACCACUGUUAUCCUGCCAGGAUGUCCCCAUUCUGUCAGCCUUAACACCGAGCCAAACUGAGUCUGAGCUAUGAUAAGCCGAAGUCUGCUCAGUGUCAGGACCAGAAAACAGACCAAGACCCUGGAGAGACAAGUUUAAACUCGAGACGUUGAAUCAUGUGUUGAUCCCACAGUGGGAGCUUUUUAUUAUUAUUGUUAUUGUUAAUAACAAUAAUAAUAUUAAUGAACAAACAAUAACAAUGUCUGUAAUUUCCCAGUAAUGUAGUCAGCGCAAUGAUGAUGUUUUUAACCUGUCACUCUUACAGCUCCUCUUAGUGAUGUCAUAUUUUCACUAACUUCCUGUUUGCUGCUGUCCUUACAUUCCUGUCCUGCCUCCUUCAUCACCUCAUUAGCAUGUUUGUUAUAUUACAGUGAAACCCAUUCAUUUUAAAUGUGUGUGUGGCAGAGGCUGCACAAGUUCUAUCAAGCGGAACAACCUGUUCUACCUGUAAAUACUUUCAUCAUUUUCAGCAAAAGAAAACAGAAUUUCCAUUUUAUUUUAUGUCUUGACCUUUACUGUAUGCUGAGCCAUUAUUGCGUAAUGUUAAAUCAGCUGCUUCUCUCUCAACUAUGGGUCAGUGGAUUUUCUGGAUUGUGUCACUUUAUAAACUCCUCUACCUAGUGCACCAAACUCCAUAAAGAGACUGAGUGAUUUUACACAGCCGCACACAGGAGUUGUUGACCCACUGUUGCCUCACUGUUGCCUCCAUCACUAAGUUCAAAUGUCUUAUUUUAUGUCUUCAAUGUUUGAAAUUCCAUUCAUCCAUCCAUCCAUCCAAGGGAGUGCUGUGCCAGUCUCAGCUGACUCUGGACAGACUGCCAGUCCAUCGCAGGGACAAACAACCAUUUACCUAUGGUCCAUUUAGAGUAUCCAGUUGACCUAAUCCCCACAUUGCAUUGUUGGACUGUGUUUAGACGAGUAACAUAUUUAUAGAUUUGACAAGGCUUUAUAUUACCAGGCCUGUUAACGCACUCAGCCAUGAUUUCAGUAUGAACAGUGAAGUCACAACCUCAUACAAACCCAAACUUUCUUCAGAGCAGCUUUCUUUCCUUGUUUUCCUCAGUCAGUGACCUUUGACCUCUUCCUGAUGUUGAUUUCUGCUGCUCCUCGCGAUGAGCUCAGCAAACAGUGAUGGAGUUUGGCGACGUGCAGUGUUGAACAUGAAAUCGCUUUAACGUCAUUCCGUUUUUCUUGUGUUAAGUCUUGACUCUGGUCCGUUUGUGUGGGUUUUUUUCUGCAUCAUUACUGAUCCACACAAACUUCCCUUUAGUCCCAUUAAACUCUCAUUGUUAGA